AAGAGACAUGGGCCAUUAGCACAAGCAAAACAUUUUCACUUGAUAAGUCAAUCUGGGCUGGUUUUUUCUGUCACGUCAGCAGUGUCUGAAAACAAAGGAGACACAGAAGCCCCAGGAGACGGCAUGUCUGCCCAACCCUGUUUCUGGGGGAUCUCUUAAUUUGUUUUUGAAAGCACGGUGAACCUUCCAGGUGUCAAAGUUUAAUAUGCUACAUAGCAUACUGCAGCCACUGACACCGUGGGACCCAAAUCAGUGUCCUUGGGGAACAUACAGCUAUACUUUUUCUCCACCUCCCUGGCUGUCACAACAAUCCAUUCAUUAGGCAAUAAGACCUGGUCUUGUCUCAGUGAUUUGAUAAGCAGUUGAUAACCAACAGUUCAUUAAGCUCUUGGGAUAUAUAAGCCACAAGGUUUUCAGCAUGCCUCUGCACUUGAGCGGUUUGACAGCUCCCUGUUCAACAGCCCAGAAGUCACUGGAAGAUGUUAUUGACUGCAAAAAUACUUCUUUUUGCCGUGAAUUUUUUCCAAAGAUUGGCAACAGCUUUGGACAUUGGAUUAUCCACGAAAUGUGUAGUGAUACCCAAGGAGAUGGGCAUGUGCCACAAUAUUGGAUACUCUGAAAUGAGACUUCCCAACCUGAUGGGACACACAAGCAUGGCAGAGGUUAUCCUAAAAUCCACCACCUGGCAGCACCUUGUACACACAGACUGUCACCCUCACCUGAGGACGUUCCUGUGCUCCCUGUUUGCACCCAUCUGCUUAGAUACGUUCAUCCAUCCCUGCAGGAGUAUGUGUGCCGCUGUCCGUGACAGCUGCGCCCCCGCGCUCCUGUGCCGCGGACACCGCUGGCCGGCCAGCCUGGCCUGCGACCGAUUCCCUGCAGACGAGGACAUGUGCCUGGCGCCUCUCACCAGGGACUACAAACACUUGCACAAAGUCCUACCAAAGCCUACCUGCCAGACUUGUCCAGCAGUGGAAGAAUUCUUUACACACAAAAGAGUUCUUGAAGUUUUCUGUGACAGUAACUUUGCAGUGAAAGUAAAGCUGUCCAAGAAGAAAACAGCACUUGAGGACCAAGAGUAUAACAUUGAAUGCCAGGUGGAAUUCAUAACCCAGGGCUCACUCUUGCCCUAUGAAACUCAGAGCAUGAUACAACAGUGGCUGCUAAUUAAUGAAAAAUGCAUAGAGAGGAUGAAUCCAACCCACCGUCCCAUGGUGUAUCUCCUUGUGGGGAAUAUUGAAGAGGGCAUCAUUUUAGUAAAACAGAUUUAUCGCUGGCAGAGGAAGGACUCCCAGCUGACUUUGGCCACUCAGAAGUGGAGAUACCAUAAAUGCUUGUAAAUAUUUAUCAUAUUAUUUGUAAAAAGAUUAUUAUAUUUCUCAUGCCAAACCUAUCUUGUAAAUAGGAAUGUAUUAUAAGUUGACUAUAAAGCUUUCAUUUCCUUUUAAAUUGUAUUGUAAGUUGAACUCAAACCACAUUAUUAUCAAGCUUCCUUUUGGUAGUGUUACAGCUCAUCCUGUUUGAACUUGGACAGCUAGGGAUAAAUGCUUCUUUGAGUUAUGAUUUUUAAAAAUGUAAUAUGUGCAAAAAACAGCAUAAACCAGUUUCAAAUCCA
This is a messenger RNA of Taeniopygia guttata (zebra finch), 1615 nucleotides long. Its product is annotated as secreted frizzled-related protein 2. Lineage: Eukaryota; Metazoa; Chordata; Aves; Passeriformes; Estrildidae. Gene Ontology annotation, biological process: canonical Wnt signaling pathway; non-canonical Wnt signaling pathway. Gene Ontology annotation, molecular function: Wnt-protein binding. The record is from RefSeq and is a predicted model, not a curated record.